Molecule: messenger RNA, 3753 nt
Organism: Danio rerio (zebrafish)
Lineage: Eukaryota; Metazoa; Chordata; Actinopteri; Cypriniformes; Danionidae
Gene: foxj1a
Product: forkhead box J1a
Biological process (GO): heart looping; heart jogging; cilium assembly
Cellular component (GO): nucleus; extracellular region
Molecular function (GO): sequence-specific DNA binding; DNA-binding transcription factor activity
Source: RefSeq, marked provisional
CGGGGUGACCGGACAAACGUCCUGCGGCAGGUAUUAAACGGGGCCCGGAGCCUCUGCUGCCCCGGAGACCUUAAACCGAGUCCCGUAGACGAGCAGACACUCCACCGCUGGAAGAAAACGGAUAACAUUUCUCAUUUUCCCCUCAGAAAACCGUUGGAUGUUAUUUCCCUGCCAUUCAAGACCGCUAUCGAGGAAGGACAGGAUUUGUCAGGACCAUGCUCUCCAUGAGUUCCAUGGACCCCUGGCCGGAGGGCUCGGUGGGCUUGGAGGAGGAAGUGGUGACUGCAGCGGCUCAGGCCGAGCGUUUGGACACCUCCACACCGCUCCAGUGCAACACCAGUUUAGACUCCGACAAUUUAGACGACAGCCUGACCAGCCUCCAGUGGCUGCAGGAGUUCUCCAUCCUCAACGCCAGCACAGGACAGCACACGUCCCCGUCUAGCCACAGCCACCUCAUGGGCUCAGACGCGCCCUCUUCACCGUUAGCAGGAGACCCGGCGUCUAUAGGCAUGCCACUGACCCCUGGGAAACCCACGGCGGCGUCUUUCUGCAGAGUGCCCAUGUUUUCAGCUCUGCCCAGCCUGGUGGCGCAUGGACACUGUCCCGACGAAGUCGAUUAUAAGUCCAACCCGCACAUCAAGCCGCCAUACUCAUAUGCAACUCUCAUAUGCAUGGCUAUGCAGGCAAGCAAGAAAACCAAAAUCACACUUUCAUGCAUCUACAAGUGGAUCACGGACAACUUCUGCUACUUCCGCCACGCAGAUCCCACCUGGCAGAACUCCAUCCGCCACAAUCUGUCCCUGAACAAAUGCUUCAUAAAAGUCCCAAGGCAGAAGGAUGAACCGGGCAAAGGCGGCUUCUGGAAAAUCGACCCGCAGUACGCCGAACGUCUCUUAAACGGAGCCUACAAGAAGCGCAGAUUACCUCCAGUGCAGAUCAAUCCAGCUCUCCAGCACCGACUCAGGAUGAACGCUCAAGCUACAGGAGUAAUAUCCCGAAACCUGAGCGUGAGUCCCGAAUCCCAGCAGCUCCUGAAGGACUUCGAGGAGGCCACCAGCGCAGACCAGAACUGGGACCCGCGAUUGGCUGAAGCCACAAUGUUGAGUUGCUGGAUCUCCGGGAAGGGAACCAACAAACGAAAACAGCCGUAUAACCACAGGACUGGAAAAACUCCUCGACGCUCAAGCUCUCCUCUUCUGGUCAUGGAUGAACAGGAGGAUUUGAGCUCCCUGAGGGGCAACUUUGACUGGGACGCUCUACUGGAUUCAGCCCUGAAUGGAGAAUUAAGCUUGAAUGAAGGAAGCCCAUUAAGUCCAACGCCUCAAGACGAAGAGUUGAUGAUUAGAGGAACGCAUAUAAGUCCUCAAGAAGCUCCCGUUGAGAAUCACGUCUUGAUGGAAACCCAAAGGAGCGGCGAUGAGGACUUUGACGAGGAAACUUUUUUGGCUACGGCGUUUUUGCAGAGCCCCUGGUCAGAGGUGGACGAAUCCAACCGUUCCGACUUCCUCGGCAGCUCCACCGUAAGCAUCGAUCAACUCUUCGAUCUCUCUUUCGGAGGGGAUUUAAGCAGUAAAAUCGAGACUCUGCUUUGAAGAGGGUUACAUUUUGGUCCUUUGAGUCAAAGAACUGUGAGGGUUUGGAUUGUUUUUACCCCCCCACCCCACCUAAAAAAAAAAGAUGAAUUGUGGAUUCCAUGAACUCCACACGAAGAUGUAUUUUUAAAAGUGUAUCUAUUUCUUAUAUUGAUUUUUAUGAUUGUGUUUUUUUGUAUCUGAUAUAUUAUCUACCUGCAUUGAAGUUAAUCCAAUCAAGAUCCUUAGCAUUGCUUUCGGGAAGAUCUGAUUCGCUGGUUGAGCGCCAAUCCUGCGCGAACUUACGGAGAGAUGCGAGCUUAUUGUUUACAAUUCAAACUUACACGCAAGUACAAGAGAUUCAUUGAAGAAGGGAACAAUCUCGACAUCUUGUGAACCAAAAUCUGCUUUUCCACAUGGUACGGUUUAGCACUCGGAUUUUUCUUCGCUUAGUUUGUGUUUCCACAGUUUAGUACUUCUUUAAGUGGGCGAGAUUAUCGAUGUAGUUGCGCCGCCUUUGCUACUAUGGCAUCAUCGCGAACAAGCAUGAGAUAAACAAAUGCGCUACACAAACAAAGGCAAUUGAUACUGAUGCAAAAUUGUUCUUGAGCAGCUGACUAUUUAAAUAUUGGUCUCUAUUAGUGUUGUCUUUAACACGAUACUGGAAUUCGGUACCAGUUGGUACUAAAAUUAAUACACGUCCAAUUCCCGCUAACAUUCGAGCUUGUUCUUAAACAGCUCUGAUUAACCAUUGUGUUCCUAUGCUCAACAGAAAUGACUGUGAUUGGCUGUGAAGGUCAUCAGUUCGCCCAACUCACCGCUGUUUACUGAGUGUAACCACAGAUGCAGGGACACUGGAGCAUUUUAAAGCCGCGAUUUAUUAGCGAAUCGCUUGUAUUUCAGCUUAUAGGCAAACCAGCUGAUCGACGCAGCUUUAAAAUGCUCCAGUGUUGUUGGUGCCCAUGCAACUGGGAAAAUGGUGCAAAUUUAGUUCUCUGAAGGACCGUCUUGUUGACUAGCUGGUGCGAAAGCCCUUCAUGGCAUCAUUUUGAAACAUCCUAUUGGAUAAGAGUGGACUAAAUGCUGUUUAUAGCAGUUGUUCUCAGGACGUCCCACCUGAUUUAGUGGAGCCUCUUAAAAUCGCCCACACGAACACGGGUAUUUUCAAAACCGCCAUAUUUUUGACUGACUCCAGCCAGGAUUUUCAGAAACUCCGGGUGCAGUGUGGAUGUGUCCACUAAAACUCGAAUUUUUGCCUGAUGACAUCAGUGUGCAUGCUGCAUUCUGAUUGGCCAACAUGGCUUUGCUCAUGCUGGGUUCAUGAAUCAAUGGGUUCAAUGCGAUUGAGAGGAAUUCUGAGCAUUCACAAUGGUAAUUAUUUGGUAAUCAAUGGGAAUAAUUGCCUUUGUUGGCACAUUUGCAUUGAAUUUCAUGUAAAUUACUCAUGCAAAUGCUUAAUCCAUCAUAAAAGGCUUUUCAUCGCCACCUGUUGGUUCGCACUGGCAUCACAUUUUCAUGUUUUUAAUUUUUUUUUAUUAGGGAGGGGAAAAUACCCGUGUACAUGUGAACAUGGCCUGAGAUGUCCGUAAUGUGCAGUGCUACAAUCAUCCAACACUGCGAUUGAAAUAAAUUGGUUCAGGGUGCGAUUCACAACCAUUUACUAAAAUUUAAAAUAAUACCUUUUAAAAACGUAACUCUCCCAAAACCCAUUUGUUGUGUAAAUGAAUGACCAAAAACACUCAAGUUUUCCAUUUGUGGCUGAAAAUGUUGUAGCGUAAAGCUACCUUGUGCAUCUUUUGGUUGAAACUUGAGUUUUUAGGCUUAUAAACAUGAACUGUUACUGCUGAACGGCGGAGAUGAUGGACACUGUAUAUUGAUAGUCAAACUGCACUAAUCGAAAGCAUGCUAUAUGCUUGUGUUGGGUUAUUUCGGUAGGUUAAAUUGUAUGUGCCAAACUUUAUUGCAGCUCAGUUUUAGAUCGGAUAGGUUUAAAAAUCUAACCUUCUUCAUGCACAUUGUGUUAUGAGUGUUACGCUGACGUCAUGCAACUGAUCUUUUACAUCAAGACUACUUUUAUCUUCUUAUGUAGAUUGUUAGUAGCAAGUGAGUUUAAAAGGGAUUAGUUAAUCAUUUGGAAGACAUGUCUUUAGAGUAAAUAAUAAACAUGCACUAAUAUACCAAA